This is a messenger RNA of Coccinella septempunctata (seven-spotted ladybird), 1131 nucleotides long. Its product is annotated as DNA polymerase beta-like. The coding region runs from base 91 to 1113 and encodes 340 amino acids. The transcript is spliced from 7 exons. Lineage: Eukaryota; Metazoa; Arthropoda; Insecta; Coleoptera; Coccinellidae. The record is from RefSeq and is a predicted model, not a curated record. Gene Ontology annotation, molecular function: DNA-directed DNA polymerase activity; DNA binding. Gene Ontology annotation, cellular component: nucleus. Gene Ontology annotation, biological process: double-strand break repair via nonhomologous end joining.
ACAUUUGAACUAUUUCAAGGACACAUCUGCCAAAAAUUCAAAUCCAAAUAAUUCAAAUUUCGUAUUUUGAAAAUCAUUUGCGUUACAAGUAUGAGCAAUAAAAAAGUAACAGUUGAUUCUAUCGGUACUGGAGUCAAUUAUAAUAAGGAUAUAUGUGGUAUUCUGUUGGAGUUGGCUGAAUAUGAAAGGAACACAAACAGGAAUAUUUUUAAAUAUGAAGCCUACAAAAAAGCAGCUGCAGUUCUAGCCUCCCAUCCAAGAAGAGUAAGCUCGGGGGCUGAAGCUUCAAAACUGAAAGGAAUCGGGGCUAAAAUAGCAAAGAAAAUUGAUGAGUUUUAUGAAACUGGGAAACUGGAAAAGCUAGAGAAUAUACAUAAAGAUGAUAGGAGUCAAGCUAUAAACCUGCUUGCCGGUGUCUCUGGAAUUGGUCCAGCGAAAGCACAAAGCUUGGUGGAUGAAGGUAUAACAACCAUUGAGCAAUUGCGAAAGAAUCUCGAUAAACUGACUCACCAUCAACAGAUAGGUUUAAAGUACUAUGAAGAUUUUCAAAAGAAAAUUCCAAGAGAAGAAAUAAAAGAGAUUGAGACUAUAAUAAGGAAACACGUCUCAGAACUUGAUAAAGAUUUUGUUAUAACUAUUUGUGGAAGUUAUAGGAGAGGAAAACCGGAAAGUGGGGAUAUAGAUACUCUUAUAACUCACCCCUCUUAUACUAAUACUAAGAAAAGGAAGAAAUCAGAACCUGGGGGUUUACUUACCAAAAUAGUUGAUGUUUUAAAAGAAUGUGGACUUAUCACUGAUACUCUAUCCCUUGGUGAAACUAAGUUCAUGGGGGCAUGUAGGCUGAAUCCAAAUUCUAUAACGAGAAGGUUGGAUAUCAGGCUUCUUCCUCAGGAUCAGUAUUAUUGCGGAGUUUUAUAUUUCACCGGAUCUGAUAUGUUCAAUAAAGCCAUGAGAGCUCAUGCUUUAGAGCACGGUCAUACCAUUAAUGAAUACUGUGUUAGGCCCAUUGGUAGUUUAGGAACACCUGGAGAAGCUGUACCUAUACAUUCAGAGGAAGAAAUUUUCGAAUAUAUACAGUUUCCUUACAAGAAACCAGAAGAAAGGAAUUAUUAAUAAAGAAAUCAUAGUCAG